Molecule: messenger RNA, 865 nt
Organism: Prorocentrum cordatum
Lineage: Eukaryota; Dinophyceae; Prorocentrales; Prorocentraceae
Source: the annotation of a GenBank genome assembly
AGACGUUUUGACCCAGGCAGCUGUUUUCGCGACCUGACCGCUGCGCGACCCGCCGUUUUCCGGGUGGUGCGGCGCGCACGCGGCGCGAUCCCGCCAUGGAGGUCGUAGUCGAGGAUUCUGGGGGUUUGCCCGCCGGUUCUGUCCUCACCGUUCACGCCGGAGGCUUCCAGGGCCAGGCGGCCAUCGAGCCCAACGCGGUGGUCCGGCUGCCAUGCGUCUCGGGGGCCGAGGACGUCCGCGUGGAGUUGACGUCGCAGGUGGGGACGAAGUGCGUUAAGCUGACUCCUGGCAAGGAGGUGUACAGCGUGCUCAUUCAGCCAGCGGAUGAGCAGAACUACGGACAUGAGGCGACGCUGCAGCUUCAGAUGCGGGACCUAUCUGGAAGGGCCGCGCAGCAGCCGAACGGUCAGUAUGCAGCCAGCGGCGGCACCGUUGUGGAGGGGCGGCCGACAUCGCCCAAGCGCAAGCUCCAGACGGCCCUCUCUAUGAGAAAUUAUCUUGACGACCACAACGUGCUUGCACAGAUGCAGGAGUUACUUCAGGACGUGAUAGCUCACCGCCCAGGCGAUCCGUUAGAUUUUAUGAUAGGUCGCUUGGAGGAGGCGUGCAAGGGUAGCGACGAAUUGGCAUAACAAGUUUCCAGUCAGUGGACGUAGUGGGUGUGACCGCGAGGCGCACGGGCCCUAGAGGUACGUGCAACUGUCCCAUUCGCUCGGCUCAUCCGCUGAUUUCUUAAUCUUGGCGGCAUUUUCCGAUUGCUUCCAGUGUACCAGACCGCCCAAACUGGAUCGACGUAGAUGGGGUCAGUGGAUCGCGCCAAAUCGCAGAUGCAUCGGCGAUUCUGCUCGACGCCAUACGUCGCCAG